AUGUGGUCCCAGAGGAACCAACCUACACGAAAUUUCAAUGUGGUUACAGAGGAACUAACCUCACUGAAGUUCUAUGUGGUCCCAGAGGAACCAACCUCCCCGAAAGUCAAUGUGGUUACAGAGGAACUAACCUCACUGAAGUUCUAUGUGGUCCCAGAGGAACCAACCUACACGAAAGUCAAUGUGGUUACAGAGGAACUAACCUCACUGAAGUUCUAUGUGGUCCCAGAGGAACCAACCUACACGAAAGUCAAUGUGGUUACAGAGGAACUAACCUCACUGAAGUUCUAUGUGGUCCCAGAGGAACCAACCUCCCACGAAAGUCAAUGUGGUUACAGAGGAACUAACCUCACUGAAGUUCUAUGUGGUCCCAGAGGAACCAACCUCCACGAAAGUCAAUGUGUGGUUACAGAGGAACUAACCUCACUGAAGUUCUAUGUGGUCCCAGAGGAACCAACCUACACGAAAGUCAAUGUGGUUACAGAGGAACUAACCUCACUGAAGUUCUAUGUGGUCCCAGAGGAACCAACCUACACGAAAGUCAAUGUGGUUACAGAGGAACUAACCUCACUGAAGUUCUAUGUGGUCCCAGAGGAACCAACCUCCCCGAAUGUCAAUGUGCUUACAGAGGAACUAACCUCACUGAAGUUCUAUGUGGUCCCAGAGGAACCAACCUCCACGAAAGUCAAUGUGGUUACAGAGGAACUAACCUCACUGAAGUUCUAUGUGGUCCCAGAUGGAACCAACCUACACGAAAGUCAAUGUGGUUACAGAGGAACUAACCUCACUGAAGUUUAUGUGGUCCCAGAGGAACCAACCAACACGAAAGUCAAUGUGGUUACAGAGGAACUAACCUCACUGAAAGGAACCAACCUCCCGAAAGUCAAUGUGGUUACAGAGGAACUAACCUCACUGAAGUUCUAUGUGGUCCCAGAGGAACCAACCUACGAAAACACGAAAGUCAAUGUGGUUACAGAGGAACUAACCUCACUGAAGUUCUAUGUGGUCCCAGAGGAACCAACCUACACGAAAGUCAAUGUGGUUACAGAGGAACUAACCUCACUGAAGUUCUAUGUGGUCCCAGAGGAACCAACCUACACGAAAGUCAAUGUGGUUACAGAGGAACUAACCUCACUGAAGUUCUAUGUGGUCCCAGAGGAACCAACCACGAAAGUCAAUGUGGUUACAGAGGAACUAACCUCACUGAAGUUCUAUGUGGUCCCAGAGGAACCAACCUACACGAAAGUCAAUGUGGUUACAGAGGAACUAACCUCACUGAAGUUCUAUGUGGUCCCAGAGGAACCAACCUACACGAAAGUCAAUGUGGUUACAGAGGAACUAACCUCACUGAAGUUCUAUGUGGUCCCAGAGGAACCAACCUACACGAAAGUCAAUGUGGUUACAGAGGAACUAACCUCACUGAAGUUCUAUGUGGUCCCAGAGGAACCAACCUCCCCUGAAUGUCAAUGUGGUUACAGAGGAACUAACCUCACUGAAGUUCUAUGUGGUCCCAGAGGAACCAGAACCAACCUACACGAAAGUCAAUGUGGUUACAGAGAACUAACCUCACUGAAGUUCUAUGUGGUCCCAGAGGAACCAACCUCCCACGAAAAUGAACCAACCUACACGAAAGUCAAUGUGGUUACAGAGGAACUAACCUCACUGAAGUUCUAUGUGGUCCCAGAGGAACCAACCUACACGAAAGUCAAUGUGGUUACAGAGGAACUAACCUCACUGAAGUUCUAUGUGGUCCCAGAGGAACCAACCUACACGAAAGUCAAUGUGGUUACAGAGGAACUAACCUCACUGAAGUUCUAUGUGGUCCCAGAGGAACCAACCUACACGAAUGUCAAUGUGGUUACAGAGGAACUAACCUCACUGAAGUUCUAUGGUCCCAGACCAACUCCCCAGAACUAA
Molecule: messenger RNA, 1917 nt
Organism: Acanthosepion pharaonis
Lineage: Eukaryota; Metazoa; Mollusca; Cephalopoda; Sepiida; Sepiidae
Source: the annotation of a GenBank genome assembly